Macrosteles quadrilineatus (aster leafhopper) is the source of this 7964-nucleotide messenger RNA. RefSeq lists its product as uncharacterized. The record is from RefSeq and is a predicted model, not a curated record. Gene Ontology annotation, biological process: regulation of transcription by RNA polymerase II. Lineage: Eukaryota; Metazoa; Arthropoda; Insecta; Hemiptera; Cicadellidae. Bases 638 to 6295 code for a protein of 1885 amino acids. The transcript is spliced from 27 exons.
UCUGGUGGCUAGCGAGCAAGUGGAAGUGGAGAAGACUAAAUUCGUGAAAUUUAAAAUCUUUUCAGUGUACGUUUUUUAAAUCGAGUGAAGUGAAAUUUUAUCAUCGCCAGAUUUUAUUUUCGUUAAAAAUAGCUUUCGUAUUCAAAGGAGUGGCCGUUUUAUAGACUCGAUUGUCAACAAGCUUAUAAAGUGGAACAUUUUUUUAGUCAACGUGUAUUUUUAGCUCAUAAAGGAAUUUAAAAAAUAUAUACAUAUUUGUGGUGAAGAUUCAAGUGCAGUGUGAAAGUGGUGAAGUGAUUGUGCAACGACCUAAAUUUGACUGUUAGUCAUAUGUGGAUCCCAUUUAAAAGAAACUGUUCGAUCACUGCCGCGGAGGUUCAUUUGUAGUAUAAUGGAACCAAAGAUCCAAGAUGCACCGGCAUGAUUAUUUGCCCAAGGACUAAAUAUGAUAACGUUAAAGUAACUAAUUGCCAUUGUGGCAUAAGGACACAGUUUAAUUUAUGUUCAGAAUAUGAUGUUCGCUAAAUAUCAGUGAUAUAUUCGAUUAAUAGUAAUAUGUGUGAGGAGGGACGGGCAAUGCCCGCGGCCGCGGGUGCUGCGAUGGUAGGCUAGUGCAGCUCUAGGCUAGGCCUGCUCUAUGGAGACGGUGCAACAGUCCGUCGUUCAUUUGGAACACUCCGGAAUGCCGUCUCAAGCCCAAAUGGCUUAUGCACAACGAACUACAGCUUUGCACAGCCGGGCUACAACCAACCAUCCCCAGCCCGGUGAAGGCUCGCCAUACAAGCCUCAACGUCCCCCUGCUGCACCCCCCUCUCCAGCCAACUAUGCCAACUACCCGCCAACCCAUAACUCCAUGCGGUAUGUGCAGCAGCAGUCGCCGUACGGUACUGCGGUACCCUACAGGGAUAACCCGUACACCGUCCCAACACCGCAAACUGUGGUGAACGAACGGCAACAGGCGGUGGAGUUUGUGAGGAGUGACAACAUGGCGCCUCAGGUUCGACCAAGAAUCUCGCUGCUUACCAACAUGCCCACUACACCUGAGUACCUGCCGCCUAUGUCUAGGAAUAGGAUUCAACCUGGCGAGCAGUAUCGGGAGAGGGAAAGAAUCAUCGACUUGGUUACACCAGCACCAAGUGCAUCCUCCUAUCACUUGAGAGUCAGGGAUCUUGAGUCUAUGACUCUUACGACUAUGGACAGGCUCGUCAGGGGAGAGCAAUACCGAGACCGUGAAAGAGAAAGAGAGCGAGAACGUGAGAGGGAUCGUGAUUGUGUUGUUGUUCCUUCUACUCAAACCAGCACCAUGCAAGAUCUGGGCCCUUCAGUGAAGAAGAUUCGUCUAGGUGAACCGAAACCCGAGCUCCAACAACAGCUCAGGAUAGAGACCAGACAGGAACCUGCCCCAGCAUACAAUCCGCAGGUAGAAGCGAUUUCACCCACAGGACCAUCUGAUAAUGUCGUUGAAGACGCUAACUUUCGCUCCACCAAGGACGAUCUCCUGCAGCAGAUUAGCAAAGUCGACCGUGAGAUCAGUAAGACGGAGUCUGCCAUCCUCAAACUGAAGAAGAAGGAGCAGGAGUUGGCUGAGGCGGCCUGUCAGCCUGAUGAGAAGAAGGACGAGGAGGAAGAUCGGUCUCAGCAGCCAAAGCAUCAGUCCUUGGCUCAGAAAAUCUACGCAGAAAAUCGGAGAAAAGCCCAGAAAGCUCAUCUGGAAAUGGAGAAAUUAGGCCCAAAAGUGGAUUUGCCACUCUAUAAUCAACCCUCAGAUACGGCUGUGUACCAUGAAAAUAAGAGAAGGCACGCCGCAUUCAGAAAGAGGCUGUUAGACCAUCUGCGUACUACAAAAGAGGAGAAGGAAACUAGAGAGAAAAACCUCACUCAAACUUACUCAAGAAUGAUGCAAGAGUGGCAUCGGAAGAUCGAGAAAAUUGAAAACUCAGCAAAGAGAAAGGCGAAGGAUGCCAAAAAUCGGGAAUUCUUUGAGAAGGUGUUCCCUGAGCUGAGGAAGCAGAGAGAAGAUCGGGAGAGGUUCAAUAGAGUCGGGAACAGGAUAAAGAGCGAGGCUGACCUGGAGGAAAUCAUGGACGGGCUUCAGGAACAAGAGAUGGAGGACAAGAAGAUGAAAUCCUACGCUGUGGUCCCCCCUCUACUUUUUGAUGCCCGUCAACGUCGCUACGGCUACAUCGAUAACAAUGGAAAAAUCGAAGACCUAGCCGCAGAGUAUAAAGAACAUCAAUUGUCGAAUGUAUGGACAAAAGAAGAAAAAGAAAUCUUCAAAGAAAAGUUCCUCCAACACCCUAAAAACUUUGGUGUGAUCGCGUCGUACCUAGACCGCAAAAGUGCUUGUGAUUGUGUCCAAUAUUAUUACCACAGUAAAAAAGAAGAAAACUACAAACGCCUUUUGCGAAAAUCUCGGCAGCGAACAAGGUCGAGCCGCAAUCCCCACGGGAAAGUGAACAACGCGAGUGGAGCAGGAGCUAGCACGAGUGGAGCACCUAACGAUCCAAUGGACUCCAUCCUGAGCAGCGCUACCGGCGUGACCACUCGGCUGCAGCGAGAACAGUUGCAAAAGCAAGAACAUCCGCCUGCCCCUCUGCCCCCUCCUGCCCCCAGUGAGACUCCGUCCAUAACUCCCAACCCCAUCUGUGAUACUGUAGAGACUAAGGACAAUAAUCCGUCACCGACACCGCCACUGUUAACUGUCGCUGUCACUCCCCCAUUAACAAUAUCCCUCAACAAAACAUGUGCAUCAGCCCCGCCCGAACUGACGACAGCUGCAAGUGAAAUAAAACUGGACAACAAGAAGAAGGAGAGGAGGAAAGAGGAUAAGAAAAAGAAGGAAGAAGAGCUCGGAGAAACAACGGACGAAGAACUUCAUGAUCCUCAGGACGCAGAGAAGGGCCCCCAGCUUUGUGUGGUGUGUAAGACUGAGUCAGAGAUGACGAGAGCUUUGCCCCGCUCCCAUGCCUCUCAGUAUGGACUGCGCGAAGAAGACAUCGCUCCUGGAGCUCGGGUUUGCAAUACUUGCCGUUGUAAAGCUGUUCGAUCCCGUUACACACACUGUCCACUGCCGACCUGUCCCAACGCCAAGGGGCACCGAGUCAAGAGACUGCGGCCUUUGCCGAUGAAAUGGCCUGAACUACCUCGUCACAUUCGGGACCCGAUCGCAGCUGAGUUCCAAAUUCCUCCAAAUGUGAGCAAGUGCUGUUCAGCUUGCUUUAAUCGUAUUUCUCGCAAGUUGACGCCAGUUGAUGAGAGUGGGGCCGGAGGGGGAGGUUCUAGUGGUAGCAGCCCUGGACCUCUCCAACGUUGGUCCGAGGAGGAGAUAGAAGCACUCAAGAAAGGGCUAAGAGAACACGGCAAUCGAUGGUCUGAGGUAUCCCAGGUGGUGGGUCCUUCCAAGUCCCAUCAUCAAUGUAAAAACUUCUUCUUCAACUACAAAAAGAAGUUCGGCCUCGACCAAAUCCUACAAGAGUAUAACAAAACACACUUGGGGGAGGAGAGGAAACCUUCACUGACAGACGAGGAAGAGUCUGGUUCAAGCACCUCCAGCUGUGACGAGAUGUCGGGAAUGGCUUUACUAGCAGACAGCGACACAGCGAGUGCCGGCUCCCCCUCCCACGCCCAUGCGCAUGGUGAGAUGAAAGAAGAAGGUAGAAAGAAAGAAGAGACAAAGGACGAGGGUGCCACAGCCAAUAGUGAGCCUCCGACUUUGACGGCUCACAAGGAAGAUUACGAUAGUUCUGCCACGGAGACGGCAGACGAGGGCCAAGGGGCAGGGGAGAUGGAGGGUCGCAGUCAAGCCCCGCCUACGACCGCAUCGUCACCUCUCACAGUCAAAGACAUCAUGUUGGGUGUCAUCGAGAUGCAGUUGAUGAAGAACCAAGCUGCGGCCGGUGGGUCCGGCCCUGCCCCUACCAUCUCGUCCAUCCUCAAGACUGACCACAGCUUUGUCAAGUCGGGGUCCCUAGCUACCCUAUCCGUCGUCGCACCCCAGGAGUUGGCUAAGGACAGCCUUGUUGUAGUUCAGGUGCAGCAACCACUAAACAGAGACAGGGAGACAGAGGGAACUCUUGACCUGAGUAUCAAAAAGCCUCGGACAGAUUACAGAGAGGCUAAACCGUCACCACUCGCACCGCCUCACUCUGUCACCGUCUAUCGGACAGCGUCUACCCACACUGACUCAAACUACUACCACCAGGUGGCUUCACCCCAGCUUCAGUCCAAGCUGUCCCCCAAACUGUCCCCCGGACUGCUAGGUGUGGGAGGGUCUAUACUGCAUGGGACGCCAGUGUCCUCACCCUCCAUCUACACGUCGUCUGGUCCGCAACAAGCAUCAACUCGCUACGACUCCUCCCCUUUACUGCGUCAGAUGACUCCCCCUCAUGCCACCAAAGAGGCGUCUACUGGCUCUAUAACACAAGGCACCCCUGUACACCAGCGUGGAAUCUACCCGGGAUCUACAAGCAGUGAAUACUACAGUAGCAGCGGCACCAAGCGUCCUACACCAACGGCCCAGGGAUUUUACUCUCCCCGACCUCCAGCGUACGCCGUGGAGCAAAGACAAAUCAUCAUGAAUGACUACAUAACCUCACAGCAGAUGCACGGGAGCGCAGCACGAAGGACCAAUGACAAAACAACUCUUUAUUACCCUCCUCGACAAGGAGUGAUUCAAAGACACAACACCAAGCCUCCCUCACCUCACCAUUACCCAGCUGGGCACAAGCCUCCGUCCCCCCACCACUAUCCACCAGGACACGAGGCGUUCUCCUCACUAGUGGAUGUGGCAGUACGACAGCCAAGCCUGCCUGUGCCUCAUCCUGACCACAAGGAAGACAAGAGGCUGCUGCACGAGGGCCUAGGAGAGAGGUUCAACCGAGAGAACACCCAGGAUAGGUUUGCUAAUCGAGACCAAGAAAGGUUUUCUCGGGAGAAUCAUCAGAUUCAGCAUCGGCAGAUCCCUGAAAACCAUCAUCAACAACACCAGUCGCAAGCCCAUCCGACAUCAAUGCACCAGCCCUUGCACCAUCAUAGAGAGAUGGAGAGAGAGAGGAGUCAUAUUCAGCAACAGCAUGGAGCGACACACAUACGGGAACAUCAGCUUCAGCAACAACUUAGGGAACAGCAGUUGCAUCAUCAGCAUCAGCAAAUGCAGCAACAACAGAUGCAACAACAGCAUCAGAGAGAUUUGUUGCAUCAGAAGCAGCAACAACAGCAACAACAUCAGAACCACCUGCAGAGCUUGGAACAUCAUAGACUUAGUCGUAUGUCAGGGUCAGGCUAUCCUCCCCCGCCUCAACAAAAUCAGGAGUCGUCCAGAAUGAUGCAACUGCCACCACCCCCUCCCCCCCGCCAACAUCCGGACAACAGUGGUGGACGAGAAGGCAGCGGGACGCCCACUGUGAGUGUUAGUGGGUCGAGCGGAACGUCGUCUCGUAGCAGCACUGCCCGUGGCUCUGACUCAUCCACUCUCACGGCUGCUAGUCUCAUAGAUGCCAUCAUUACACAUCAGAUCAACCAGCCCAGCAGCGAUGGACAAGUUGCCUCGGGGGCUGCAGGAACUAAUGCCCCUGCCCCACCACGCCCCGGCGACCGGCUCUUUCAGGGAUUUCACAGAGAAGGCCCAGAAGCAAACGGAAAAUUGUCUCCUUUGAAGUCAGGUGGACUCUCAAUGGCUGGGAGCCCAGACCCUAAACAAGGUUCAAUAACUCUUGGAGAACAUAUAGAGUCAAUUAUAAACAAAGAUUAUCCACCAACAUCUCGUCACGCUCAGUUCCAAGCGUAUGAGCCUCAAGCUUGGAAGUUGCGAAGGGCUCUACAACAAAAGGAACUGGAUCAGAACCAAAGUUUGCGUGAAAAGAACGAUGAACGAAAUAUCGUAAGAAUGGCUGGACCUCCUUCACCAUCAUCUCGAGUAAGAUAUUACGAACCUCCCGCCGUACCAAUAUCACCACUUGACUAUGUCAAGAAUCGCAUCGUGGAAGUGAUGCGGACAUCAGAGGAAGAAGGUGGCUCUAAAAGUGGAGGGGGAGAAAGUCCAGGAGGUGGUGAAAUGGUGAUUGACGAAGGAGAGGAUCAACAGACAUCUCGAACGACCACGUCACAGGCCCCUGCACCCUUCAUAGCAACGUCUGCAGCGUACACUUACCCCUUCUCAGCCCUCAGCCUGAACGCAGCAGCACCCUCAGUGCCAGUGUCCGUAGCUAACAUGACUGCCAAACAACCGACUGACUCGGUCCCUGAACCUGCCCCCCUGCUCUCCGCACAGUACGAACCUUUGUCGGAUGAGGAUUAGUGGUCGAUUUGCCUGCUGGACUUCUCAGCGUUUCUUGGAGGCUGGUUUUCAUGGAUGGAAUAUCUUCCGAAUUCUUCAGAAAAUAGUCCAACCGGAUCCACAUUAAAAGACUGAGUCUAUUCCGUGCAUAUAAUAACAGUUUUUUAAUUUCGGUUUGUAUAGAGGAUUUCAUUAUGAUUUUGUUAGCAAUAUUUUUCUACAAAUAAAUAUGCACGGAACAAAAGCGAUUUCAUUUAAUGAGCCUCCAUGUUGUUGUACGGAAGAAAUAUUCUUGAAUAUAACACAUUUUCGUCUAUUAUUUUGUCUUCUCAUUCUUCAGUCGCACGUCGAAACAGUUUUUGAACUGUCCUGUUGGUGUCAUUACUAUAUGAUGAAAAUUUGUUACAUGUGUUUCACAUAAAUAUUCGUAAUUCGACUUUGCUCAAAAAUAAUGUAGGCCUAUCGACUAUGGAUAUAUUUCGAUUAAUCUAAGAUUUUUAGCCUAAGGAAUAAUAUAAAUGUAUGUGAACGAUUUGGAGUUAUUUGUUCAUCAUGUUUCUUGUGAUCGGCUAAGAUAGUUAUUGUUAUUAUUGUGUUGCAAGCAUAGUUUGAAUGAAACUUUAGGUAUUGUUAGCCAUAGACUUUUGUUCAGUUUUAAGUUUUUUGUCACCAUAAUGGUUAUUUUCUUUUUUAUGUCAUCAGACGGUUAUUAUUUAUUAUCUUUUAUACUAUGACAGUUGUCAUUCAAAAUCUUAUGUUUAAAAUUUUCGAGGGAUCAAAGUUUUGUUCAUUCCACUUUUGUUAGGAACUUAAACGUCGUGACUGAUUUAAAUGUUGCAUUUUAGUGUUUUGUCUGUGUUUUUGAACUAGAAAGCUGUUGAUUUCCAUCAGAUGUUUUAUUUAUUUUAUAUAAUGCCAAAACAAAAGUCGCAGUGUACAUUAUGCAUAUAAUUUGUUAUCAGUGACUCAGAGAACUUAGUGCUGCGGGAGAACUGUUUCCUUAUAGGAUCUCUGUAUAAACGUCCGUCGUUUGUGUUUACCCGCUGGCAUUGUGCUCGAUUAGUUUACUAUGAAUUUCACUUUGAUGUUUUGUGGACUGUGCAUCGAGCGUUUUCACAAUUAUUUAUCACGAUGUAAAUAACUGUAGAUGAAAACCAUUUAGCGUAACCGAUGUAAAUAUGAAUUUUAGUUUUUUAAGUAUAAGAAACUGGUUAUUCCUUCCUUCGUACGAAUUUAAUCCAAUAGUACAUUUUUAGCGGAUUAAGAUAAUUGUAUAUAUUUUCUGUGAAAAUACUUAUUUUCUUUUUGGUCAUAUAAACAGUUUUUAAAGUGUUCAAUUUCUAAAAAGCUGUUUAAUGGUUUUGGAAAAUUAAUAAAUUUAAUUUUGUCUAUGUUUUUGCGCGUUGUUAAUCUUGAUCCACUGAACAUGGCCAAAGAAUGCUUGUUGCUUUUGGAACCUCGUGUUCUGACUGUGAUGCCCGUAGUCUUGUACAUAACACUUAGUCCGCAAAACUUUCAAAUCCGAUAAAAUGUUUCUAACUGCUUGUGGACUCUGCCACCCCAAAUAUAUUUUUAUACAGAAAGCUAUAAUUCUAUUUAUUUCAUCUUGUAACAGAACAUGCAAAUUUCACUUUUUUAUCUUGAUAUAUGUUAAGCUGUUUGAAUAAAAUAAAAUAGGUUUUUAUAUUUA